This is a messenger RNA of Coffea eugenioides, 2182 nucleotides long. Its product is annotated as protein SHORT-ROOT. Gene Ontology annotation, cellular component: nucleus. The transcript has a single exon. Gene Ontology annotation, biological process: regulation of DNA-templated transcription; radial pattern formation; asymmetric cell division. Gene Ontology annotation, molecular function: DNA-binding transcription factor activity; sequence-specific DNA binding. Bases 299 to 1819 code for a protein of 506 amino acids. The record is from RefSeq and is a predicted model, not a curated record. NCBI's taxonomy places the organism in Eukaryota, Viridiplantae, Streptophyta, Magnoliopsida, Gentianales, Rubiaceae.
AGAUUCUCCCCUCCUCUCUCUUUCGUCUUUCCCCACCCGACCCGUCCUUGCUCCAACAUAUUAUUCCUCUCUCCAAUUAUGUUUAUGUCCGAGAAAAGCUAACUAAUUCUUAGUAGCUAAACUCCAACUUGAAGAUCCUCCUUUCACAUUUCUUCUCUACUCUACUCCAAUUCAGCGUUUUUAAACGCAAAACCAACUCCAACAUCUGCUCCUCGUAUCCGAUACUCCCAACAGAAUCUCGUUCAAAAAAAGCAAAGAAAACGGGCGUUUUAAUUUUUGAUGUGCUGUCUUCUGUUAAAUGGAUACUUUGUUUAGACUUGUCAGCCUCCAACAACCAUCUGAUCAGUCCUUCAACUCCAGCAGAACUUCAAGCAGCUCUAGAUCUUCUAGACAAAACCACCAUUACAACCAACAUCAACAACAAGAAGAAGAAGAAGAAUGCUUCAACUUUUUCAUGGAUGAUGAAGACUUCUCCUCUUCUUCUUCCAGGCCGCACUACAAUCCUUACCAGCAGCAUCAGCAGCAAACUUCAAGCACCCCAACCCCUACCACCACUAACACAAGCAGCACCCCCACUCACCAUCCCUAUGAAUCAGCUGAUUUUUCUUUCUCCCCUGCCAGGGACAUAAACCAAGAAUUUGCUUCUUCGUUUUCUGGCAAGUGGGCUUCCGAUAUUCUCCUCGAAACAGCCCGAGCCAUUGCGGAUAAGAACAGUUCUCGCGUGCAGCAGCUCAUGUGGAUGCUCAAUGAGCUCAGCUCACCCUACGGCGACACUGAUCAGAAGCUCGCCUCUUAUUUCCUCCAGGCCUUAUUCAGCCGCAUGACGGACUCCGGAGAGCGAUGCUAUCGUGCCUUAGUAUCUGCGUCAGAAAAAACUUGCUCUUUCGAGUCAACUAGAAAAAUGGUUCUGAAAUUUCAAGAGGUUAGUCCGUGGACAACUUUUGGACACGUUGCUUGUAAUGGGGCGAUCCUGGAGGCUGUUGAAGGAGAGCCUAAGUUGCACAUAAUUGAUAUUAGCAACACGUUUUGCACGCAAUGGCCUACUCUGCUAGAAGCCCUAGCAACACGAAGCGACGAAACCCCGCAUCUCCGCCUCACGACGGUGGUGGUCAGCAAGGCUGGCGCCGCCGGAGGAGGAGCCGCGGGCGUGCAAAAAGUCAUGAAAGAGAUAGGUAGUAGAAUGGAGAAGUUUGCUAGACUUAUGGGCGUGCCCUUCAAAUUUAACGUGUUACAUCAUGCAGGCGAUUUAUCCGAACUAAAUUUAUCUGAAUUGGAUAUUAAGGAAGAUGAGGCACUGGCCAUCAACUGCGUAGGAGCAUUACACUCGGUUUCAACGCUCGGUAAUCGUAGGGACUUUCUCAUUUCCAUUUUUAGAAGUUUGCAGCCUAGGAUCAUGGCUGUUGUGGAAGAAGAAGCUGAUCUUGAUGUAGGAUUUGAUGGUUACGAUUUUGUCAAAGGUUUUCAAGAAUGUUUGAGAUGGUUUAGGGUUUACUUCGAAUCAUUGGACGACAGUUUCCCGAAAACGAGUAACGAACGUUUGAUGUUGGAGCGCCAAGCUGGACGCGCCAUAGUUGACCUCGUGGCGUGCCCCGCUGCCGAGUCGAUAGAGCGGCGAGAGACCGCCACGCGCUGGUCACAUCGCUUACAUGCAUCCGGCUUUGGACCCGUUUCGUUUAGUGACGAGGUGUGCGAUGAUGUACGCGCCCUUUUGAGGAGGUACAAGGACGGUUGGUCAAUGGCACAGUGCAAUGAGUCGGCCGGAAUUUUCUUGUCCUGGAAAGAUCAGCCGGUGGUUUGGGCUAGUGCAUGGAGGGCCUGAUCAUGAUGGUGACUCUCUCACUAAAGAAAAUUUUGGAAAAUGGUGGUGAUCUGCGCACGUGGGAGAGGGGUCUUAUGGCACGUGCCUGGCGUGGAGUUUGGGGGUGGAGAAGAUCGUGAAUUUGUUUUUUUUUUUUUUUUUUUGGGAGCAGAGAAAGAAAGAAAGAAAGAAAAAAAGAAAGACGAAGAGGAAGAAGAAGAUGAUGAUCAUGAAGUUAAACAAAAAAAAGAAAGAACGCACCAAGGCUUUUCGCAUUAAUCCAGUGGAGCGGAGUAAGAUGGUUUUUUAUUAAUUGAUCAUGUAGUUUAUUACCAUUUGUGAUUAUUUUGUUGUUUACAAGAAACUCUUCUAUUUUGGUUUAUA